Molecule: messenger RNA, 2592 nt
Organism: Bombyx mandarina (wild silkworm)
Lineage: Eukaryota; Metazoa; Arthropoda; Insecta; Lepidoptera; Bombycidae
Gene: Rfx
Product: regulatory transcription factor Rfx
Biological process (GO): regulation of transcription by RNA polymerase II
Molecular function (GO): DNA-binding transcription factor activity, RNA polymerase II-specific; RNA polymerase II cis-regulatory region sequence-specific DNA binding
Source: RefSeq, a predicted model, not a curated record
GUCCGUAGCCUAGGAAACGGGUGUAGCUACAGAAUAACAACACUGAUAAGUCAUUUUCCUUAUCGUGUUACAUAAAAAUAUUUUUUUGUGUAUUCAUCCAAGUAAAUUCUAAAUGUUAAGAAAAUCGUAAUCACCUUUAAAGUGGCGAAAUAUUUAAGGAACAAUGAAAAUUUUGACAGUUCAAAGUAUGGCUGGCAGAUUUUGAGUGCGCCGGCGACGAGGUGCUCGUGGAAUCGUCGCCGCCUCCAUCGCCAGGCAUGGCGGCGAGUCUAGCGGCGCCCACACAGGGCAACGGCGCCGGCAACACUUCGCCCUCGGCGGUACGCGAACUCAUCGUUAUACCGGAGAUACCGAAUUCUAUACAACUACAGCAUGCUAUGCAACAGGUGUCGAACACUUUGGUGGAGGUGAAAGGGGAUAGCUCGGGGCAGUCCAGUCCAUCUGUGGACGCCCAACACACGUACAUCACCGUUGCCAGGUCGUGGACUGGUCGGUAUCCAGAAGCAACGGUAAAAGCCGAGGAGCACAGUGAUGAAAGCGAGGGGGGCAAUGGAACCAACUACCACGUACAGUACGUCACGGAGCCACAAGAGAUAUACACACAAGGGAAUCAAACGCAUAUGGAGGAGCUACGUACGUACCCGGUGUACGGAGUCGCCACCGUCGCGAACCCGGCCCCGGCCGAGGGCACGUCGUUCGACAGCAACUGGGGCGGAGCCUCCUCGGCCGAAUACUCCGCUUAUGGCAUCGUUGUGGCCGGCGACGAGGCGGAGGCGCCGUCGUCCCCCGCGACCCCCGGCGCCCCCCGCAUGCCCCCCGCCACCGUGCAGUGGCUGCUGGACCACUACGAGACCGCGGACGGCGUGUCCCUGCCCCGCUCGAGCCUGUACGCGCACUACCUGCGGCACUGCACCUCGCACCGCCUGGAGCCGGUCAACGCGGCAUCGUUCGGCAAGCUCAUCCGCUCGGUGUUCGUGGGGCUGCGCACCAGGCGGCUCGGCACGCGCGGCAACUCCAAGUACCACUACUACGGCAUCCGCGCCAAGCCGCACGCCGCCGCCGACACCAGCGCCGACACCGCCGCCGCCGACAAGACCGACCUCUACGACGCACAGGAAGGUAGGGCGCGUUCAAGCGAGCGCGAGACCGCGUCUAGUCCGGUGGGAAUCAGCGGGGUGGCGCACCGGCAGUACCUGGGGACCGUGACCGCGCCCGACCCCCCCGAGCUGCUGCUGGACGAGCUGCCCGACGACGUGCCGCCCUCCGCCCUCCCCGCGCUGCGGAAACAUCACAGAGAGCACGGGAGCUCGUUCCUGGAGGCGGUGGCGGCGCUGGACACGAGCGGCGUGGAGCGCACGCGCCGCUCGUUCUGGCGGGGCGCGGCGGGGGGGGACGCGGGCGCGCUGUGUCGCCGCACGCUGCUGGCGCUGGCGGCGCGCCGGGACGUGGCGCGGUGGCUGCGCAGCGCCGACCUGCUGCUGUACCAGCGCGCCGUCGACCUGCUGCUGCCCGACGUGCUGCGCCCCAUCCCGCCGCAGCUCACGCAAGCCAUCCGCAACUUUGCCAAGACUCUCGAGUCGGCUCUGGCGGGCGCCUCCAACGGAGCUCCGCCGGCCGCCAGUCGGGCGCAGGCCGCCGCCGCCGCCGCGCUGGCCGCUGCCCUGCGGCGCUACACCUCACUCAACCACUUAGCGCAGGCCGCCAGAGCCGUGCUCACUAAUCAUCAUCAAAUCCACCAGAUGGUGUUGGACCUCAACCGUGUGGACUUCCGCGUGGUGCGCGAGCAGGCGGCGUGGGCCUGCGCCUGCGCGGCCGCCCCGCACGCGCUGCGCCUCGAGACGGAUUUCAAGGCCACGCUGUGCCGCGGCGCGUCGCUGGAGCAGUGGGCGGCGUGGCUGGAGGGCUGCGUGGGCGCGGCGCUGCUGCCGCACGAGGCGCGACCAGGCUACACGCGCCGCGCGCGCCGGCUGCUGCUGCACUGGUCCUUCUACUCCUCGCUCGUCAUCAGGGAGCUCACGCUCAGGUCGGCGGCGUCGUUCGGCUCGUUCCACCUGCUGCGGCUGCUGUACGACGAGUACGUGUCGUACCUGGUGGAGCGUCGCGUGGCCGCGCACCGCGCCGCGCCGCCCAUCGCCGUCAUGCAGCGCGCACUCGACGACGACGACGACGUGGCAGAGGACAACUCUCGCGGCGACGGCGACGACGACAACCCGGACUGGGAGUGGGACGACGAGGACGAGGAGGACGACGAGCCUCUCGACAACAAGAAGCACAAACUCAACGACUGAGCUCAAGUUUUCGAACCGAGCAAGUCCAGAUACGGUUGGGUGUUGUUUAAAGGGAGUCACGGAGGACUCGUCGCGAGUGACUAAUACGAACACAGGAUUUAGUCUCGUACGUUACUGUAAUUAUAUAAGUACCAAAGAAAUUGUUUUAAGAGUUCUUGUCACUUGGCUUGCACCGGCGCACCGACCACUGCAUUAGGUUAUUCACGUUCUGUGUGCUUAAUGCGAGUUUUUUAACGUUGUCGGUAGCGUAAACGUUAACUCAAUUUUGUAUGGAGUUGGAACGUUUGCCUGCGUUUGCCGCUAG